AUGGUAACCACACACCUGCCUCUCUCACUCCCUGACUGCAGAUUUAAAACGAAGCCUCAGACCAGCGGUCCUCUGGACCCGGGACCAGCAGAAGAGCAGCAACCAGAGCAGCAACCUGAGGAGCAACCUGAGGAGCAACCUGAGCAGCAACCAAAGCAGCAACCUGAGCAGCAACCAGAGCAGCAACCUGAGGAGCAACCUGAGGAGCAACCUGAGCAGCAACCUGAGGAGCAACCUGAGGAGCAACCUGAGGAGCAACCUGAGGAGCAACCUGAGGAGCAACCAGAGAAGCAACCAGAGGAGCAACCAGAGCAGCAACCUGAGGAGCAACCUGAGGAGCAACCUGAGAAUCAACCUGAGGAGCAACCACAGCAGCAACCUGAGGAGCAACCAGAGCAGCAACCUGAGGAGCAACCUGAGGAGCAACCUGAGAAUCAACCUGAGGAGCAACCUGAGGAGCAACCAGAGCAGCAACCUGAGGAGCAACCAGAGGAGCAACCUGAGGAGCCACCUGAGGAGCAACCUGAGCAGCAACCAGAGCAGCAACCUGAGGAGCCACCUGAGGAGCAACCUGAGGAGCAACCAGAGCAGCAACCUGAGGAGCAACCAGAGGAGCAACCUGAGGAGCCACCUGAGGAGCAACCUGAGGAGCAACCAGAGGAGCAACCAGAGGAGCAACCUGAGGAGCAACCAGAGGAGCAACCAGAGCAGCAACCUGAGGAGCAACCAGAGCAGCAACCUGAGAAGCAAACUGAGGAGCAACCACAGCAGCAACCUGAGGAGCAACCUGAGGAGCAACCUGAGAAUCAACCUGAGGAGCAACCUGAGGAGCAACCAGAGCAGCAACCUGAGGAGCAACCAGAGGAGCAACCUGAGCAGCAACCAGAGCAGCAACCAGAGCAGUAA
Austrofundulus limnaeus is the source of this 906-nucleotide messenger RNA. Its product is annotated as protein TsetseEP-like. The record is from RefSeq and is a predicted model, not a curated record. The coding region runs from base 1 to 906 and encodes 301 amino acids. Lineage: Eukaryota; Metazoa; Chordata; Actinopteri; Cyprinodontiformes; Rivulidae. The transcript has 2 exons.